Molecule: messenger RNA, 4535 nt
Organism: Ctenocephalides felis (cat flea)
Lineage: Eukaryota; Metazoa; Arthropoda; Insecta; Siphonaptera; Pulicidae
Gene: Dp1
Product: vigilin
Exons: 14
Coding region: 243-4109 (1288 amino acids)
Cellular component (GO): nucleus; cytoplasm
Molecular function (GO): mRNA binding
Source: RefSeq, a predicted model, not a curated record
GACACCAGCUGUAAUAUAUGUCUUACUCGUUCUAGUAUUAGCUGACGUAUGCAUAAGGAAUAAAGUGAGUGAAAAGCCAACACGGCUUAGUUUUGUUACAAUACUUGGUGUCGUCGAAAGACAUCCAAGUUGACACCUAUAUUUUAAUGAGAUUUUUACGUUAGAAAAAGGCCGGAUUUUUCUACAUUGCAGUACUUGUACUGUAACGACUUGGCGCGAAUUAGGACAUUCCUACGUUAGUAAUGCAGCAAGCAGUUAUGGACUCUGCGGAGUUUUAUCAACCACAACAACAAUUAGGAGGCCAAAUGAUGUUGGUCGAAGGAGUGCUCAGAGCCGAUACUCUUCCAUUUGAGCCUCAAACCCAGACCCCAGCUAGUAGUUAUGACGCUCUAUUCCCUGCUCUUCCUGAAAGUGCUCCUUCUUUGCAAACGAAUAAGAACCACAAUGUUCAAAGAAGUAAUUAUAAUAUGAGAGUUGGUUCUUCAGUAGUGACUCAUGUCUUCAGAGUUCCUUUGGAGGAGAGGAAAUUUGACCAUAGUGAUAAAUUUGGUGAAGGUGAAUCAAUGAGGACAUGCCAAAAUAUUAUGGUAGAAACUGGUGCCCACAUAGAAAUAUCAAGCAGCAAAGAUCAAUCUCUCACUUUUCUUGUUACUGGCAAACAGAGUGAUGUCUUGGAUGCUCGCAGAAAAAUUUUGACUAACUUCCAAACCCAAGCUAGCCGUAAGGUUAGCAUUCCCAAGGAACACCAUCGGUGGAUUUUAGGCAAACAAGGAGCAAAGUUGAAGGAACUUGAAAAAAUUACUGCUACCAAGAUUACCGUCCCAAGCAUUAAUGAUGCUUCUGAUGUUAUUCUAAUUGUAGGCACUAAAGAAGGUAUUGAAAAGGCUGAGCAUGAAAUUAGAGUCACUUCUGAUGAACAGUCUAAAAAAGCUUCUGAAAGAGUAUCUGUACCCAAGAUGUAUCAUCCUUUCAUUUUUGGUCCUUACAAUGAGAAUUUGAAUGCUAUGACUGCAGAAACUGGUGCCAGAAUUAACAUUCCUCCACCUUCUGUAAUGAAAGAUGAAAUUGUCAUCGCAGGUGAAAAAGAAGGUGUAUUGGCUGCUAAAGCUAAAAUUGAGGCUAUCUAUCAUGAAAUGGAUAAAAAAUGCACGGCUGUCAGUGUGGAAGUUCCAAAAUCUCAGCAUAAAUAUGUUAUUGGGCCCAGAGGAGUUACAAUUCAAGAAAUCUUGCAAUUGACUGGUGUUUCUGUUGAAAUGCCACCAAGUGAUUCCAGCACCGGAACCAUUACUUUGAGAGGACCUCAAGAAAAACUAGGCCUGGCUCUGACUAAAGUCUAUGAAAAAGCCAACUCUGCAAAAGCUGUUAGUAUUGACGCUCCAUCAUGGAUUCAUAAAUAUAUCAUUGGAAAGAAAGGGUCAGAAAUUAGAAAAAUCACACAAGAUUUUCCUAAAGUUCAAGUUGAUUUUAUAGAUAAUGAAAAUAAAAUAAAGAUCGAAGGACCCCCAGAAGAAGUUGAAAAGGCUCAUGCAGAACUUACAGCAAAAGUUCAGGAAUAUGUUGAUAACUUCGGAUUUGCUACUUUGAACGUUGAUCCUAAGUAUUUCAAGCAUAUUAUUGGCAAAAGCGGAGCUAACAUCAAUAGAUUAAAGGAUGAGACUGGUGUCAUAAUAAACAUUGAUGAGCAGCAUGGCCAAAAUCAAAUUAGGAUUGAAGGUGUUGUUGAAGGAGUUGAAAAGGCUAGACAAGAACUUGAAGAAAUGGUUAUGAAGUUGCAAAAUGAAAAAGAAAAAGAUAUUAUAAUUGAUCAUAGGCUUCACAGAAGCAUAAUUGGUAACAAAGGUGAAAAUAUUAGAGAAGUAAGAGAUAAAUUUAAAGAAGUACAAAUUUUAUUCUCUGGACCUGGUGAGAAAAAGGAUUUGGUUAAAUUGAGAGGACCGAAAGAUGAUGUUGAUAAAUGUCAUAAACAUCUGAUGAAAAUGGUUAAAGAAUUGGCUGAGAGUUCAUAUAUGAUUGAAGUUCCCAUUUAUAAACAGUUCCAUAAAUUCAUUAUAGGAAAAGCUGGAGCUAACAUUAAAAAGAUUCGCGAUGAAACUCAAACAAAAAUUGAUUUACCAGCUGAAGGAGAUACAAAUGAAGUAAUAACCAUCACUGGUAAAAAAGAAAAUGUUGAAGAAGCGAAAAAAUUAAUCCAGAAGAUUCAAAAUGAAUUGGCCAAUAUUGUUACUGAGGAAAUCACAAUUCCUCCUCAGUAUUACAACUCACUUAUUGGAGCAGGAGGAAAAUUGAUUCAUUCAAUAAUGGAAGAUUGUGGUGGCGUCAUAAUUAAGUUUCCUAAUGUCGAAACAAAAAGUGAUAAGGUUACUAUAAGAGGUCCGAAAGAGGAUGUUGAACGUGCCAAACAACAACUUUUAGAAUUGACUACAGAAAAACAAUUAUCUAGUUUCACUGCUGAAAUCCGUGCAAAAUCUCAGCAUCAUAAAUUUUUGAUUGGCAAAAAUGGUGUCAAUAUCAAGAAAAUUCGUGAUCAGACUGGUGCCAGGAUAGUUUUUCCUAGUGAAAAGGAUGAAGACCAAGAAGUUAUCACAAUUAUUGGAAAGAAAGAGUCUGUGGAAAAUGCUAAAAAACAACUGGAAGUCAUUAUUAAGGAAAUUGACAACAUAACUGAAAGUGAUAUGGUUGUUGAACCAAGACAUCAUAAACAUUUUGUUGCAAGGCGAGGUGAAGUUCUUCACAAAAUCACUGAUGAAUGUGGAGGCGUUACCAUAUCUUUCCCAAGACCUGGAGUGCAAAGUGAUAGAGUUGUGCUUAAGGGAGCUAAAGAAUGUAUUGAGGCAGCUAAAUUACGUAUUCAAGAAAUUGUAGAUGAUUUGAAUGCUAUGGUUACAGUAGAGUGUGUCAUUCCACAAUGCCACCAUAGAUCUGUCAUGGGUGCCAAAGGUUUUAAGGUUCAAGGAAUAACUGCUGAGUUUGAUGUUCAAAUCAAGUUCCCCGAUAGAGUUAACCCAGAAUAUCAAAACACCAAUGAAGACCAACAAGUAAAUGGUGACACCGAAUCUUCUGAUCACAAUGAAACUGUUCGUCAAUGUGACAUCAUUCGUGUUACUGGCAAACAAGAGAACUGUGACCGUGCUAUACAAGCUCUCUUGGACUUGGUGCCAAUCACCAUUGAAGUAGAUGUACCAUAUGAUUUCCACAAAUCUAUUAUUGGCCAAAAAGGCAGAUAUGUUAGAGAACUUAUGCAAAAAUAUGAUGUUCAUAUCUCUGUCUCUCCACAAGAACAGAAACUGAAUGCUAUUAAGAUUAUUGGAACUCAAACUAAUGUUGAGGAAGCAAAAAUAGCAAUUGAAGAGCGUUGCAAAGAAUUAGAAGCCGAACAAGAGGAUAGGAAACUACGAUCAUUUGAAUUGAAAUUUGAAGUUGAUCCUGAAUACCACCCUAAAAUCAUUGGCAGACGUGGUGCCGUGAUUAACAAAAUACGUACUGACCAUAAUGUGCAAAUCAAUUUCCCAAAACGAGGUGAUCCUGAUGAGAACAUAGUCACUAUUCAAGGGUAUGAAAAGAAUGCUCAUGAAGCUAAAGAAAGUAUAAUGAAGAUCGUAAAUGAAUGGAAUGAUCUUUACAAGGAACAAGUAGAAAUCGAUUCAAGAGUUCACUCACGUCUAAUUGGUGCUAGGGGUAGGAACAUUCGCAAGCUGAUGGAUGAUUUCAAAGUUGACAUUAAGUUCCCCAGAAGUGAAGAUGCUAACUGUAAUUUGGUUACUAUUAUUGGACCAGAAGACAAUGUUCUGGAAGCUAAGGAUCAUUUACUCAAUUUGGAGGAAGAAUAUAUGCAAGAUGUGAGCGAAGCCGAGUUCCGUGAAAGUUUCCGUCCGUCUGCUCCCGUUCUCGGCGACUCAUUCGAUGACCCCAAACUUCGUAAACACCAGAAUCAAGCUGAUGAAUCAAAUCAACCUCGCGAGUUUGUUGUGAAAGGUGGCCCUUGGGAACAAAGAGCUCCAAAUACUGCAUCUGUAGAAGAGUUUCCUUCGUUUGGACGUAAUUUCGGUCCAGCUCUAUCCGAACCUGCGCCACCUGUCCAGGCUAAUGGCGCAUGGGGCCAACCUCGUUAAGAUAAAGAUUAUUAAAACUGAAGGCUUGAAGUUAUUGAAAGUGGAAGAGCUGUUUGUUGUAUCGGUUAGUUGCAUGUGUUUCUUAAUUGACAACUAAUCACCAUGUUUAACAUGUGUCCAUCAUCAUGUGGCAACUAUGUGGAUUAGUUGUAACAUUUGUGCAUGUUAUAAAUUAGCAAAAUUUUCAAAAUAUUUUUUUUACAUAUCUCGGCAUGCAUUUUUUUCGUAUGCAAUUUUUGAAUGAUUACAGAACUGCAACUUUUUUAUUGUGGUUGUCUUAAUACAAGCUUGUCGUUUCCUAUAAAAUGAAUGUUCAUUUAAAUUUUGAUUAUUAAUUUUGCACAUAUGUUUGUGCAUAUUUUCUAUUUCUUAUGCUAUUAUUUUCUAGUUCUAAUGCGGUUUCGCAAAUUUUUCCAUGCUGUUUGG